This is a messenger RNA of Bradysia coprophila, 1030 nucleotides long. It is a transcript of the gene Rpp30, whose product is annotated as ribonuclease P protein subunit Rpp30. Gene Ontology annotation, molecular function: RNA binding. Gene Ontology annotation, cellular component: nucleolar ribonuclease P complex. Gene Ontology annotation, biological process: tRNA processing. The record is from RefSeq and is a predicted model, not a curated record. NCBI's taxonomy places the organism in Eukaryota, Metazoa, Arthropoda, Insecta, Diptera, Sciaridae.
ACCGAUUCAUGUGUACGGUUAUCACCGGUAAAGAUUGCGAAACUGUCAAAGAUUUAUUUUGAUUUUUACAAAAACUUGUUGACGAGAUAAUUAUGGAAAUAGGGAAAUCAUUCUACGAUUUGUGUGUGCCGUAUACAAAGGAUCAUGACGAAUUGUGCAGAAUUCUACAGGAACUCUACGAAUACGGAUAUCGCACUGUCGCCAUAGAUCAACCAUUCGAUCAUAUCAAAGAAGCGAAGAAAUCAAGUGACAUAUUCCCGGUACCAGUUCCAUUAGAUGAAUUCAGGGAACAAUUCAAAAACAAACUGAAAAUUUUGAAUAGAAUCACGAUCACCUACUCUGAUUCCGUCAUAAACCAUGCCAUGAACAAUUCGCAAAACCUGAAAAAGUACAACAUCAUCGCCGGCAUACCGAAAACCGAUCAGGCCAUGCAACAUUGUUGUUCGACAUUCCUUGGCGACAUUGUCGGAAUGAAUCUGGACGAUGGUGCCCGAUCCGUUAUCGUCAAUCACAAAUACUAUCAAUUGGCCGUUCGGCGUGGCAUGGGCUUUGAAGUCCGGUAUUCGCCGAUGAUCGUUGACUCGAACCAACGGAAGGAGAUCCUAACGAUCGGCCAUACGUAUGCGUCGCAACGGAAGUCAAAGAAUAUCAUCAUUACCAGUGGAGCGACGAAAAAGUUUCACGUUCGGAGUCCGUAUGAUAUUGCGAAUUUGGGACUGAUUUUCGGAUUAAGUGAAGAGCAAUCUAAAGCGGCAAUUUCACACAUAUGCCGUUCGCUGCUUCUGAGAGCCGAGGCAAGAAGGUACGGCAAAACCGUCAUGACAGUAAAGAUUGCCAACAAAUCCGCCAAAUCGGACACCGAUGACGAUGAUGAUGACGAUUCGGAUGAUGAUACGGACGAUGGUAUGCAAAUGGAUGUGUCAGAGGAACGGGACGUAGUGGCGGUGUCGGAUGAUAGUAGCAGUGUUGAAUUGGUCACACAACCGAGUAAAAAGAAGAAAUUAAAUUGAAGUUUGUGCUGGGCAAAGAA